This is a messenger RNA of Oreochromis aureus, 3484 nucleotides long. It is a transcript of the gene s100b, whose product is annotated as S100 calcium binding protein, beta (neural). Gene Ontology annotation, biological process: positive regulation of cell population proliferation; positive regulation of canonical NF-kappaB signal transduction. The transcript is spliced from 3 exons. Gene Ontology annotation, cellular component: nucleus; cytoplasm. Bases 13 to 441 code for a protein of 142 amino acids. Gene Ontology annotation, molecular function: RAGE receptor binding; S100 protein binding. Lineage: Eukaryota; Metazoa; Chordata; Actinopteri; Cichliformes; Cichlidae. The record is from RefSeq and is a predicted model, not a curated record.
UCAGCACUUUGAAUGACAGGCUGGCUGACCUCAGACCUGCACCUCUUCACACCCCCACCCACAUACUGGUCCAGUAUAAAAACUGCAGCCCAUCCUCAGCCUCUACUCUCUGGACUUCUGCCUGCACUCGCACAACAGUUAAACAGACAGGUGACAAUGACUGACCUGGAGACCUCGAUGGCCACCAUCCUCGCUGUGUUUCAGAAGUAUUCGGAGAGAGAAGGAGACAAACAUAAACUGAAGAAGAGCGAGCUGAAGGACCUGCUUCAUGACGAGCUCCCAGAUCUGAUGGCGCAUGUUAACGACCAGGCUGCGCUGGACAGCCUGAUGGACAGCCUGGACACCGACGGCGACGCCGAGUGCAACUUUCAGGAGUUCAUGACAUUCAUCUCCGUAGUUACCGUCUGUUGCCACGAGUUCUUCAAGGACGAGCAUGACUAAGGAGGUGGCAGCGGGCGGGAAGACAAAGCGGAGCCACAGUACAUUAUAAAGAAGCAGAAGCCUAGCAACGCACAAACUGUCGAUGCCCUCACAGCAGCGCAGGGUGGAGGAAACACAACCCAGCCACCAGCCACCAUUACAUGGCUGGUGGCUGGUAAAAAGCUCCAGUCUAGUGUCUGAAAUCAGCCUCGUUUGUGUUUUAAUUUCUAGAUGGCAUGUAAAGUCUUCAAAAUGGCGGCAAAGAUUGGUACAAAAGCAGGAACUAAAGUAGCUCAAGCAGAUCAAAUCUUAAAAGUGUUUCACUAUAUGUUUGGCCACCAAAGCCAACCAUUUACCAAUCAAUACAUGUUACACUUUUAUUCCUGUACUCUUUAUCAUUUCCCAUCACUUUGUAUAAGUAAAGGCUUUGUAUAUGUUACAGGUUUUGGAGAAUGGCUGCUACAUUCGGCUGCCGUUCUAGCAGUGAAAUUAUAAAAGUUGUUUAUUUCCUACAUCGUGGACUAUUAAAUCAAUCUUACAGCCACAACCGUCAGUUUGGGACUUUGCAUGUAAAACCCUGAAUGACCAUAUCAAGUUAACCGCUUUAGGAGUCAAAUAACUAACUAAAGCGCCCCCUUUAGGCAGUUAUUUGACUAUCAAAUAUUGAAAGCAACUUUAAGGUUUGAUGUCAUAUAAUAAAUUAACUAACUUGCUAGUAAAAGUUUCAAAAUGACUUGUGGGUCCUUUGUUAAACCGAAAUUGAUCAUUAGGGGCAUUAAAUAAAUAGCAGUAUUUGGUUACUUUAGUAGUAGUAUAAAUAGUAUGUCAGACAAAUGAUGACAAACACAAAGUUCUUCAAUAUGGCUUUUAAAAGAACUUUUUCAAACUACAAACUGUCUGAAGGGCUUCAUUUUGAUAGUGGCUUGCAGCUCAGUACUUCACAGUAUCAUAUUUUGGAAAUAUAUAUUGUAAGCUGAGCUUUAUAUUAAAAGCACCUGAAUAGCUAGUGAUUAGCUUUGUUCGGACAGCGAUGAAUCUUAAAAAUCUUUAGAGAAUACUAAACUAAGAAAGUAACUAAUAAGUCAGUUCAGUCUAGCAGCCACAAGAAUGCAUCCAUGGUUUAAAAAAUCUAUCUGAAUAUCACAUUUUGAAAAUGUUUGCAGUUUGCAUUGUGGGCUAGUCAGUUACUAAGACACUAACAGUCGUUUAAGAUUUUGCAUGUGAGAUUCUGGAUAGUCACUAAAUUGAGAAAGUUGACUUACAGUUAGCUAACUCAGCUAUUUUAGGAGUCAAAUAAUCGUGUAAAGGGGAAAAAUAUUGCAGAUAUUGAAACUUUAAAAGUGGGAAGUGAGGCAUGAGGGGGGGAAAAGUUAGCUAGUAAAAGUUUUUAAAAUGGCUUAUGAGUAUGAGCUAUUCUAACACCUCGUUUGUUAACUUUAACCGUAUAGCAGUUGGGGAAAAAGUACCUGGUAAGUUGGGCUUCAUAUUAAAAGCACCUAAACAGCAGAUAGGUUUGGGAUUUGUUUGCCGAGCUCAAUCCAUUCCUGAAAAUUGAAUAAGGCGCUGAAACUGAAAAAGUUUCGUAGCAAUAGGAAUCAAUCAACAAUCUGAAGGACACUAUUGGUUUGUUUUAAUCUUACAUACUAUCAUAUUUUGUAAUUGGUUUGUGGGCUUGUUAAAAUUCGCAACAUAGUGAUUUGGAGAUAAAUAUAAAAUAUCAAAUACUGAAUGCGACAAUUUAAGCACACAAAAAAAAAAUUACAUUGGCUUGUAAAAGCUUCAGUUUGGCUAAAGAAUUUAAAAUCUUCUAGCUCCUCCGAUGUUAAACUCAAAUUAAUUAGAGACUUCACAGGUGUUGAAAAGCACCUAAAAAGGAUUUUAUAGUCUUGUUCUUUUAACAUUUGUCUUCUGAAUCAUCCCUUACAUUUUUAAAAUUUGAAAAAGCCUCUAAACUGAUAAAGUGGCUGGCAAGUUAAAAGGAAUUAAAAAAUGACUAUCAAAUUUUAAAAGUAAAUUUUAGGUUUGUCUAAAGUUGCUAUAGUCAUCUUUUGGAGACACUUUAAUGAGUUUAUUCGGUCAAAAGUCAUCAGUUGCCACUAAAUCCUGAGAAAGUUGCUGAAAUGCUAAUCAACAUUAAGCAUAUUCUUAAAACGAUUUCAUUUAUGAAACUGUGUAUACCAUCAAACAUGCUCACAAAGACAGUAGGAGCCUUAAAUCUUAUUUGAUUGGCAAUGCAAAGAUUUUUUUUUGGUGCUUUGUGCUACUGUAGCUGCUACUUUGCUAAACCCCUGAUAUUGUCGAUUUGUUUUUUCUUGUUAGAAAAAAAAUGCUGGUAGUUUUCCGUCAAAUUCUUAUUUUAUUCAUUUGCUCUCAAAAUCUCUAAAUCUGAAAAAUGGCUAUUAAGUUAAUCAAAUUCAAACAAUCUAUCCUUCUUAAAGGUCUAAACGGCUAUCAAAUGUUAAAACUCAACUUUUAAUUGGCUCAUAAAGACAUUAAAAAGGGCUUGUGAGUUUCAAUUUAGACGUCACAUUGCCUCUUUCAAUAGUUUGAGUGUUUAAUAAAACUGUAGAUUUUCCAUGUUUUACAUUUUAUUUACAUUUACGUUUAUUUGAUGUUUUGGUAAAAAUUACAUCGAGGUCAAAAUGGUUAAAAUGACUAAUACGUAUUGCUGGCAGGCAAGUAAUUAAAAUUACUUUUAACUGACUUUAAAUGUUAGCUUGUAGUUGCUGUAGCUCUCUGUAGGUUUACAUGUAUUCAGUAUAAGAAGCAAAUCUAAAUCAUUAUAGAUGUAGAAAUGAUCAGUUAAACAGUGCAACAGAAGAGUUUGUCUGAUAUGCAUCAUGAAAUGUUGAAUGUUGGGUUGUUUGGACGUCGGUGAUAUGAAUUUAAUUAAAUGGUCAGUUUGUGACUGAGUCAGUCAAUAUUUCUGUAGCGAGGGGACAAAGAAGGCUGUUUAUUCUUAUCUUGGGUGGCUGUCAGAAGAAUUCAGAGACGCACUGCAAUAAUAUUUACAUAGCAGUUCUGCAGAGUUGCUCAACCAUUAAAGGUCUCAUAUGUUGUUUUU